Molecule: messenger RNA, 1830 nt
Organism: Ziziphus jujuba (common jujube)
Lineage: Eukaryota; Viridiplantae; Streptophyta; Magnoliopsida; Rosales; Rhamnaceae
Product: solanesyl diphosphate synthase 3, chloroplastic/mitochondrial
Exons: 12
Coding region: 306-1598 (430 amino acids)
Biological process (GO): isoprenoid biosynthetic process; ubiquinone biosynthetic process
Cellular component (GO): transferase complex
Molecular function (GO): prenyltransferase activity
Source: RefSeq, a predicted model, not a curated record
AAAAGUUUUCCUUUUUUUUUUUCUUGGGGGUUAAUGUGAUUAUGUUGGUUAAUAAUUGCAAAAAGAAAGGGAAUUACUGUGAAAGCCUAAUAUGUUUUCUUUUCUUUUUUCCCCUAAAAGAAGCUGAGCGUAAUACCGUUGCGUUUUUUCGCUUCGCUGUGCUCAUCGACCGCCUACUACACCAAAGCACUUGGACUUACACCUCUCACAAAUAUCUCUUUUUUUUUUUUUUUUUUUUUUUUUUUUUUUGGUGUGCUUUCUUCCUCAAACCGCUCUGAUUAUUUUCUCAGCAAGUAGGAACUAAGAUGUUUUUUUCUCGGGGAUUUUCUCGGAUUCCUAGAAGCAGCUUUAAUGGGUUUUGCCGAUUCUUCUUCUCUCACCGACCUGAGUACGCCUACACUAACAAUCCCAAGUUUCUUCCCCACUCGACCCGGACGGUUUUAGGUUGUAGAGAAGAUUUCUCUGCGGGAUUGCUUGCCUUGCAUGGUUACAAACAUCAAAUCCAUCAACAGAGUAUUGACCAAAAAGGGAAAAAAAUUCAUCACCAAAGCAGUGCCAUAGUUGAGGAUGACCAACUUGAUCCCUUCUCGCUUGUUGCUGAGGAGUUAUCGCUUGUCGCUAACAGGUUGCGGUCAAUGAUAGUUGUUGAGGUUCCUAAGCUUGCCUCAGCUGCUGAAUACUUUUUCAAGAUGGGGGUGGAGGGAAAGAGGUUUCGUCCCACGGUUUUAUUGUUGAUGUCUACAGCUUUGAAUGUUGCUAUACAUGAGCCUCCUAAAGGGCUAGGAGAUACUGUGACACCAGAGCUGCGAACAAGGCAGCAACUUAUAGCACAAGUCACAGAGAUGAUCCAUGUUGCAAGCCUUCUACAUGAUGAUGUUUUGGAUGAUGCAGAUACUAGACGUGGUAUUGGUUCAUUAAAUGUUGUGAUGGGAAAUAAGGUAUCAGUUUUAGCAGGAGAUUUUCUGCUUUCUCGAGCUUGUGUUGUACUUGCAUCUUUGAAGAACACAGAGGUUGUGACAUUACUGGCAAAUGUUUUAGAGGAUCUUGUGAAAGGUGAAACCCUGCAAAUGACAAUGUCAUCUGAUCAACGUUGUAGCAUGGAGUAUUAUAUGGAAAAGACAUACCGCAAAACUGCAUCACUGAUUUCAAACAGUUGCAAGGCAAUUGCCAUCCUUGCUGGGCAAACAGCAAAAGUUGCAACAUUGGCAUCUGAGUAUGGCAAAAAUCUGGGCUUGGCAUAUCAAUUGAUAGAUGAUCUUCUUGAUUUCACAGGCACAUCAGCUUCCCUUGGAAAGGGCUCCUUAUCUGAUAUCCGCCAUGGUAUUGUAACUGCUCCAAUAUUGUUUGCAAUAGAAGAGUUUCCUCAGUUACGUACGGUGGUUGAGCAGGGUUUUGACAACCCCACAAAUGUUGAUCUUGCUCUUGAGUACCUUGGAAAGAGUCGUGGAAUUCAAAAGACAAGGGAGCUAGCAAUGAUGCAUGCAAACCUUGCUGCGGAAGCAAUUGAUUCUAUGCCUGAAAGCGAUGAUAUAGAUGUGAAAAGAUCAAGAAGGGCACUUGUAGAUCUGACCCAAAGGGUCAUUACAAGAACCAAAUGACAAAAAAAUACACCAAAAAACGGACCGAUGAAUUUUUUGAUUCUAAAUGUUUGUUCCUUAUUCCAUCAAUAUUCUUUCAAUUAUUCCAAUUUUUGUUCCUCAUAAUUUUGAUUUAACGUAAAUUAAACAGUGUGCAAUAGAUUACGCCUGGUAAUAGGUAAAUGUUCUGCUCAAAUGAUGUAUUUUGGGUCAUAAUCCUUUUUGUUUUACAGUGAGACUGCUUUCAUCUUCA